AUGGCGACCCAACUUGUUACUCUGCCAGAAGUGGAACGAUUAAGUUCAUCCGUGUUGAGGAUCUUGGGCGGCAACCCGGGCAAGUUUACACUUCAGGGCACAAACACAUAUCUGGUCGGGCAAGGCCAUCAGCGCAUUCUCAUCGACACGGGCGAAGGCAGGCCAUCCUGGGCAUCUCAUCUCAAACGUGUACUUGCGCAGGAGAAUGCAACUGUACACCAGGCCCUGCUAACUCACUGGCAUCACGAUCAUGUCAGAGGUGUACCGGAUCUCGUGGAGCUUUGCCCUAAUGUGACCAUCUACAAGCAUGAACCUGGACCUGGCCAGAGCAGUAUCGAGGAUGGGCAGGUCUUUAGCGUAGAGGGCGCAACCCUGCGGGCGUACCACACGCCGGGCCAUACGGUAGACCAUAUGAUGUUUGUGCUCGAGGAGGAAGACGCCGUAUUCACGGGGGAUAAUGUAUUGGGACAUGGAACCAGCGUGUUCGAGGACUUACGAGAUUACGUGAGUAGUCUACAGAGGAUGCAGAAUCGGGUUUCUGGCCGCGGAUACCCCGGCCAUGGGGCGGUGAUUGACAAUGCAACGUCCAAAAUCUCCGAGUAUAUCAAGCAUCGCCAGCAGAGGGAGGAUGAAGUGAUGCGAGUCCUGCGUUACGGACAGCCCGAUGUUGUCGAUGGCGAAUCAUCAAUCCCCCAGGAGAGAACAUUUUGGACUCCCCUGGAGCUGGUGAAAGUGAUCUACAAAGACGUCCCGGAGAACCUGCAUUUACCGGCUUCCCAUGGCGUACAGCUUGUGCUACAGAAGUUGGAGGAUGAUGGUCGAGUGGUUCAUGACAGGGAUCUGAAUGCAUGGAGCCUGGAGCGUGGCAAAUCCCCGCUUUGA
Molecule: messenger RNA, 882 nt
Organism: Aspergillus saccharolyticus JOP 1030-1
Lineage: Eukaryota; Fungi; Ascomycota; Eurotiomycetes; Eurotiales; Aspergillaceae
Product: putative metallo-beta-lactamase domain protein
Exons: 4
Coding region: 1-882 (293 amino acids)
Biological process (GO): secondary metabolite biosynthetic process
Source: RefSeq, a predicted model, not a curated record